ACUCAACCAGCAUGGCAGCAAAGCCAGACAUGCACGUUAAGAGCGACAAGCGUCUCUACGUCGGCAACCUCUCCACCUCGGUCGACGAAUACUCGCUCAUGCAACUGUGCUCCAAGCUCGGCAGGAUUGCCAAGCUCGACUACCUCUUCCACAAGACCGGCCCGCAAAAGGGCAAGCCUCGAGGCUACGCCUUUGUCGAGUACUCGUCGGCCGAGGAAGCCAAACGCGCACAGCAGACCCUCCACGACCGCCUCUUCCGCGGCCGCAAGAUGAUGGUCUCGUUCGCGUCCGAGCAGCAAGAAGUAGCCCCGACGGGCACGACUCGACCUCGAGGUCCCGUCUCGAACGACGCGCAGAAGCCGACCGCCAUCAGCCUCCUCAAGGGCGGCGGCGUGACCAAAGCCCCCGUCAACCGCAAGAUUGCCGCGCUCGAGGCCAAGCUCGCCGCCAUGCGCCAGUCCAAGGACGGCACGGCGUCGGGCUCGGCGACGGCCUCGCCCGCGGGGUCGGCAACCCCGCCACCAGUUGGCGCAGGCGCAGGCGCAGCGCAAGAGGGCGGCGCCGAGGCGUCGGGCAGCGGGCGAGCAGGCGCGAGCGCGACGGCCAACAUCAAUCACGCCGCCGCGGGCUUGCCCAACCGCCCUUACUUUACGUCGAGCGAGGCUCCGCGCGAGAUGUAGCUCGAGGAUGAGCGGCUCACGGUGGGCGGGCGGUCCCGGGGCGUCGACGGAGAGGAGGGAGGAGUCGUCGGUCGGACCUUGUUGUGCUUGUUUCUUCUCUCUCUCUUGUUGUCUUUCCUUGCCUCUUGACCGUCGGUCGUGUAAUCGAAUGCGCACUUGCACCCUCUG
Molecule: messenger RNA, 848 nt
Organism: Rhodotorula graminis WP1
Lineage: Eukaryota; Fungi; Basidiomycota; Microbotryomycetes; Sporidiobolales; Sporidiobolaceae
Exons: 5
Coding region: 12-680 (222 amino acids)
Molecular function (GO): RNA binding
Source: RefSeq, a predicted model, not a curated record